GCCAACAUGAAGGGCUUAGUGUGGAUCUGCUGCUUCUUCUCACUGCUGGCCCUGGCCACACCAGACUGUGGUUUUUGGAGUUGGUGCCCUAUAGUGGAAUACUCAUAUGACUGCUGCAGCUCUUCUAUCAUGGAGAUCCCAUGACCUGCUGUAAAGAUGAGGAGGAGGUUGUGACGGAAUCCAUUUUGAGAGACAGAUCUCACAUUGAGGAGACGCUGAGACUGGCUACAGAACAGAAGUCAGGAGACUAUGCAGCUGCUCUACAGAGACUGAGGAAGAUCUACCACAAUUCCAUCAAGCCCAUGGAACAGGCCUACAAAUACAAUGAACUCAGGCAGCAUGAAAUCUCAGCCUACCCAGGACGCACGCUGGGCGACUCAGCCACAGAUGGAGAGAUCACUUCCAAACCCAUGGUGCUCUUCCUUGGCCCCUGGAGUGUGGGCAAGUCCUCCAUGAUUAACUAUUUACUGGGCCUUCAGGACACCCCUUAUCAGCUGUACACAGGAGCUGAACCCACAACCUCAGAGUUCACUGUGAUCAUGCAUGGUGAGAAGAUUCGCUCUGUAGAGGGAAUCGUAAUGGCUGCUGACAGCUCACGCUCCUUCUCACCCUUGGAGAAGUUUGGCCAGAACUUUCUAGAGAAGCUGGUGGGCAUUGAGAUGCCUCACAAGCUUCUGGAACGGGUCACCUUCGUGGACACUCCUGGAAUUAUCGAGAAUCGCAAGCAGCAAGAGAGAGGUUAUCCUUUCAAUGAUGUGUGCCAGUGGUUCAUAGAUCGUGCAGACCUAAUCUUUGUGGUGUUCGACCCCACAAAACUGGAUGUGGGCCUGGAGUUGGAGAUGCUCUUCAAGCAGCUGAAAGGUCGGGAGUCUCAGAUCCGCAUCAUCCUCAACAAGGCAGACAGCCUGGCAACUCAAGAUCUCAUGCGUGUAUAUGGUGCCCUGUUCUGGAGCUUGGCACCCCUCAUCAAUGUAACUGAGCCCCCACGUGUAUACGUCAGCUCCUUCUGGCCCUAUGAUUAUGCUCCUGACACCAGCCGUGACCUCUUCAAACGUGAGGAAAUCUCUCUGCUAGAGGACCUGAAUCAAGUGAUUGAGAACCGCCUGGAGAACAAGAUCGCCUUCGUCCGCCAACACGGCAUUCGUGUGCGCAUCCACAGCCUCCUGGUGGACCGUUACGUUCAAACAUUCAAGGAGAAAAUGAGCUUCUUCAGUGACCCCGAGCUGGUGUUCAAAGAGAUUGUAGCUGACCCUGACAAGUUUUACAUCUUCAAAUCUAUUCUGGCCAAGACAAAUGUCAGCAAGUUUGACCUGCCUAAUCGUGAUGCCUACCGUGACUUCUUUGGGAUCAACCCAGUGACCAGCUUCAAGCAGCUCUCAGCUCAGUGCUCUUACAUGGGUGGCUGCCUGCUGGAAAAGAUUGAAAGGGCCAUCACUGCUGAUCUUCCGGGCCUUCUGAGCAGCAUCAGCUCCAAUAAGAACCCAACCCUGUCCUCCUGUGAGGCUACUGGCUGUGGGGAGAAGCCCAAGAACCGCUACCGACGAAACUGAGAGAAGAGAGGGAGGAAGGAGGGGCAUGAAGCGUUAAAGCAAUGAGCAGCACUGAAAGAACAGCAGUAGAGGAGUGGUCGAAACAAACCCCGCCCCUGCCACAGGUCCGUCUCAGAGACAGAGGGGAAUUCUUUAAGGUUAGGUUACUUUAAAAGUGGAAAAAAGAAAGGGAUGGGGGACUCUGAUAAAAUGGGACUUUGGAGAUUUGGUCAUGGGUGGUACUAAAGGAGCCAUGAGGUGAAAAUAACGCGUUUACCAAAAUAAACCUUUCCACAUUUGUGUUUUUGGGCACUACAUUCAUGAACUGUCAGCAGCUGGGAGAGAAAAUGCCUACACACAAAAAAUAAAUAUCACAUAAAAAAUGAAAAAUAAAUCCUGAGACUGACAAAUUCAGUAUAAGCUACCUUGAAUGUGAAUAAAAAUACAAAAAAUUAAAAUUAAAUAAAUAAAAAUAAUAGCUGUCACAAUCUUGUUUGCAAGAUUUGUAAAAAAUCUACCAAGGAUGUAGUUUUGUAAGCAAAGUGUCUAUAAGAGGGAAAUGAGCAGGUUGGCUCAUGAUAACAAACAUUCUGUUUUCUGUUGUUGUUGUUGUGUUUUAGUUGUUGCCUUCUUUUAAUUUCUUUUCUUUUUUGGUGAUUUUGUCACUUAAAUAGAUUUAUACUUAGGAGGUGAUAUUUUUGUUGUAAGAUUCCACUUGGUUAAAAAAAAAAUUAAAAUUCACUGUGUUGCAUGUUAGGUUACAGUUGAUGUUAAUGGAUAUGGCAUCCAGUCACACAAUUUUACUUAUUCUUUCUACACAUACAUUUACAGUUUUUGGAACUGUAUAACUGUACACAAUUUUUGCUUUUCCAGGUGAAUCAUAUAGCUAUUCUAUAAUUGUCACUACAGGUCAUUUUAUUAGGAAUUCUUUGUUUUUGUGCUUUCUUGGUAAGAAAUCUCUUCCUUGAUUCAGAUUUAGUAUAACUUAGAUGUUAGAUUUGCUUUAGUCUUUCUUGCUCAUGGGAAUGUCCAAAUAACUUGACAGCAAUAAAAGUGUUUGUGGUCAUAAAACAGCCUGUUCUUUUGGUGAAGGAUCACUGUAAUUAAGAAUCAAAUUAGUUCUAAGGGCUCGUUCCUAACACAGCAAAAUAUGACAUGCCUAAUCUUCAUGCUGUUUUUAGCAUUACAACCCUGACUCCACUGAGCCACUGCAGGACUGGAGCAAGUGGUGAAAGCAGGCAAACUCUUGACCUCUGCCUGCAGUUAUUACUGCGUGAAAUAACCUCACAGUUUUCUGUGUAGGUUGAAUACAAAGAGACUAAACAGGCCUAUUUUUCCAGUUGAUGGCUCAUUAACUGAUCUGGUUUACUGAAAUGACUUUUGGCACCACAUGCAAUGACCUUCAGGUGUAAGAUUUUAUUUUUCAAUUUAUUUUUUACAGUGCAAUUGUUUUCCAGGCCAUGCCAGAACCUUACCCACAUUAUGAUAAUAAAGGUAAUACAUCAAAUCAAGGUGUCAUUGAUUUUCGGUAGGAGCCUAAUUAUAUAUUUCUUCUGAAGCAUCAAAAUUCUUGUUUGAUUUAUUUAUUUAUUUGACUUAAUGAAAGUGCUGUAGCAUGAAAUAUCCACUAGAGCGAGCAUUUCAUGUGACCUGUGUGUGCAUUGCCUACAGAGUUCAAAAGCCCCUAACUGUCUAUGACCCAGACUACAAUGUUCUGUUGUGUGCAUUUUUAAUUUCUCCUUGCAGUUUGUAACUAUUAAUAUCUAAUAAACUAAGCAAUGCCUAUGAA
Messenger RNA from Electrophorus electricus (electric eel), 3318 nucleotides. It is a transcript of the gene srlb, whose product is annotated as sarcalumenin b. The record is from RefSeq and is a predicted model, not a curated record. NCBI's taxonomy places the organism in Eukaryota, Metazoa, Chordata, Actinopteri, Gymnotiformes, Gymnotidae. Gene Ontology annotation, molecular function: GTP binding.